GAACAGUAUAAUGAUUUGAAUCAAUCAACUGUUCCCUCGUGAAAUUCUUUAUAUAUAGGAGAGCUUGAAAGUAGGCAUCUUUAAGCAGCAAACUUAGAGAUGGCAAGAGUUAAAGGUCCUUUUCUAUUCUGCCUCCUGGCCUUGGCCUUCUUGUGUCCUUGCACUGAAGCUGCAAAACCCAGCCAUUACGCAGUGCCUUUCAAUCGGAGCAGUUUUCCUGCUGGUUUUAUAUUUGGUGCUGGUUCUGCUGCUUACCAGUCUGAAGGAGCAGCUCAUAUCGAUGGCAAGGGACCAAGCAUAUGGGAUAUUUUCCCCAAGAAAUAUCCAGAAAAAAUUGCGGACGGUAGUAAUGGAGACAUAGCCGAUGACUUUUAUCAUCGUUAUAAGGAUGACAUAAAACUGAUGAAAAGAAUUGGAUUAGACUCCUUCAGGUUUUCUAUCUCUUGGUCCAGAAUAUUGCAGAAGGGCAAAUUAAGCAGGGGAGUGAACCCACAAGGUGUCAAAUUCUACAACAACCUCAUCAACGAGCUCCUAUCUAAUGGUAUUAAGCCCUUUGUGACUCUCUUCCACUUUGAUAUUCCUCAAGUACUUGAAGAUGAAUAUGGUGGACUUUUAAGUCUCAAGAUAGUGAAGGAUUAUGCAGAUUAUGCAAAUUUUUGCUUCAAAACUUUUGGUGAUCGAGUCAAGCUCUGGGUUACAAUGAACGAACCAAAUGGAUUAGGCAUCAAUGGGUACACCACCGGCAGUUUUGCACCCGGAAGAUGUUCCAAGUACGCUGGAAAUUGCACCGCCGGUAACUCCGCUACUGAGCCUUACAUUGUAGCCCAUCACUUGCUUCUUGCUCAUGGAGCUGCUGUAAAAUUGUACAAGGACAAGUACCAGCCAUAUCAAAAGGGGAAAAUUGGGAUCACAAUAGUGACCCAUUGGUUUGAGCCAAAAUACCAGACAUCUUCCAGCCGCAAGGCUGCCUCUAGAGCUCUUGAUUUUUACCUUGGAUGGUUUGCCCAUCCGAUUACAUAUGGUGACUACCCUCAAAGCAUGAAGUUUGCAGCGGGUAAUCGAUUGCCAAAAUUCACUGAAGCUCAAUCCAAGUUGCUAAAAGGGUCCAUUGAUUUUCUUGGUAUAAAUUAUUAUACCACAAAUUAUGUAGAAAUUGCUUCCUCAACCAACGGUGUCAACAUCACUUAUGUUACAGAUAGACAAACCACUCUCACUACUGAUAAAAAUGGGACUCCUAUUGGUACUCCGACUGCUUUGACUUGGCUUUUCAUCCGUCCUAAGGGACUCUAUCAGCUUGUACUAUAUAUAAAAGAAAAAUACAACAAUCCCAUUAUAUACAUAACGGAGAAUGGAAUGGCCGAUGCAAAUAAUAGCUCCUUACCAAUCAAAGAUGCUCGCAAGGAUAGUUUGAGGAUAAGAUACCUCCACGGGCAUUUAUCAUAUCUUUUAGAAGCUAUCAAGGACGGAGCAAAUGUGAAGGCAUAUUAUGUGUGGUCAUUUCUAGAUGACUAUGAAUGGGAUGGCGGUUUCGCCUAUCGGUUUGGGCUUACUUUUGUGGAUUAUAAAGACAAUUUGAAAAGAUACCUCAAGUACUCUGCGUAUUGGUUCAAGAUGUUCCUCCUCAAAUAAGCUGUAAAAGGAUGUUCUACCUCCUUAUACCAGAUGUAACUCUGAGAAACUAAAAUAAUUGUCUUUCUCCAAUACCCUAGCUAAUUGUGUAAACUAUAUAUUGCAUGCCUACUUAAAAGUGUAUAAAGUAGUCUAGGGAUUAAUCUUUUC
Messenger RNA from Corylus avellana, 1779 nucleotides. NCBI's taxonomy places the organism in Eukaryota, Viridiplantae, Streptophyta, Magnoliopsida, Fagales, Betulaceae. The record is from RefSeq and is a predicted model, not a curated record.